CCGGCCGCUCAGCCUGCGCACAGACAGACGCUGGACGUUAAACGGGGACCUGUUGAAUUAAUGCGGGUUUUAGAAACGCCGUGAUUUUCCGCGAUGAGGGCCGUUCCUACAUGGAUAGAUAAAGUCCACGACCGGGACAAGGUGGAGCAGUGCAUUUAUGAUCUGGCCUUCAGACCCGACGGCUCUCAGCUCAUCGUUGCGGCUGGAAACAGAGUUCUGGUGUAUGACACUGCAGAUGGGACGCUCAUCCAGCCGCUGAAGGGCCACAAAGACACUGUGUACUGCGUCGCUUACGCCAGAGAUGGGAAGCGAUUCGCCUCUGGUUCCGCAGAUAAGAGCAUCAUCAUCUGGACCUCAAAACUGGAGGGAAUCCUCAAAUACACGCACAAUGACUCGAUCCAGUGCGUCAGCUACAACCCCGUCACACACCAGCUGGCCUCCUGCUCCUCUGGAGACUUUGGGCUGUGGUCUCCGGAGCAGAAGUCUGUGUCCAAACACAAAGUGAGCAGUAAGAUCACCUGCUGUGGGUGGACGAAUGACGGUCAGUAUCUGGCUCUGGGAAUGAUGAACGGAGUGGUCAGCAUCAGGAAUAAGAACGGAGAGGAGAAAGUGAAGAUCGAGCGUCCAGGAGGCUCUUCAUCACCUGUCUGGUCCAUCGCCUGGAACCCCUCCAAGGAUGAGCACAAUGAUAUCCUGGCGGUUGCAGAUUGGGGACAGAAGCUCUCCUUCUACCAGCUGAGCGGGAAACAGAUUGGGAAGGACCGGCCGCUGACCUUUGACCCCUGCUGCGUCAGCUUCUUCUCUAAGGGGGAGUAUAUGGUGCUGUGCGGCUCCGACAGGCAGGCGGCGCUCUACACUCGAGACGGGGUCCGGCUGGGCAGCAUCGCGGAGCAGAACGCCUGGGUCUGGAGCUGCCGGGUCAAACCCGACUCCAAUUAUGUGGUUGUGGGCUGUCAGGAUGGCACCAUUGCCUUCUUCCAGCUGAUCUUCAGCACGGUUCACGGCCUCUAUAAGGACCGCUACGCCUACAGGGACAGCAUGACGGACGUCAUCGUGCAGCACCUCAUCACGGAGCAGAAAGUGUCUGAGCUGGGUCACUCACGGGCGGUGGCGGUGCGGAUGCGCAGCGGGUCCCCGCAGAUCUCCAGCAGCUCCAGCAGCGCGUACAGCGGCAAACCGGAGACCCGCAGACCCUGCAGCUCCAGCAGCAGCUCCGGGGGUGAAGAGGAGCUCAGCGGCCGCACCCAGACGAAAUGCCCGCUCUCAGAGCCUCCAGACACGGCCAGCGGCAGACGCCCGCCCGCCCCGCGCCACACCGCGCUCUCCCGCUCCAUCUCAGGUGAGUCUAACACUAUCAGUAGAGUGAGUGAGUGA
Molecule: messenger RNA, 1374 nt
Organism: Danio aesculapii
Lineage: Eukaryota; Metazoa; Chordata; Actinopteri; Cypriniformes; Danionidae
Product: intraflagellar transport protein 122 homolog
Exons: 11
Coding region: 94-1374 (426 amino acids)
Biological process (GO): intraciliary retrograde transport; non-motile cilium assembly; protein localization to cilium
Cellular component (GO): intraciliary transport particle A; non-motile cilium
Molecular function (GO): protein binding
Source: RefSeq, a predicted model, not a curated record